This is a messenger RNA of Phaethon lepturus (White-tailed tropicbird), 1705 nucleotides long. RefSeq names its product poly (ADP-ribose) polymerase family, member 12 (gene PARP12). The annotation marks the transcript as partial. The record is from RefSeq and is a predicted model, not a curated record. The transcript has 11 exons. NCBI's taxonomy places the organism in Eukaryota, Metazoa, Chordata, Aves, Phaethontiformes, Phaethontidae. Gene Ontology annotation, molecular function: NAD+ poly-ADP-ribosyltransferase activity; metal ion binding.
GAAGGAAUGCAAGUUUGUUCACAACUUCCACUCAGACCACAAUCUUGGUGUUCUAAAACAAUAUGGACUUGAGAAUUUAAACAGUGAUGAACUUCGCCAGCUUCUGCUUCAAAAUGACCCUUUCCUCUUACCAGAGGUCUGCUUGCAUUAUAACAAAGGUGAUGGACCUUAUGGAUCUUGUACCUAUAAAAAGAUCUGCACCAAACUGCAUGUUUGCCAGUACUUUUUGCGAGGACAGUGCAGAUUUGGCAGCAGCUGCAAGCGAUCCCAUGACUUACUAAAGUCAGAAUGUUAUGAGAAACUGGAGAGACAGGGAAUGAGCUCAAACAUUAUUGAGAAACUACCCUCCAUUUAUAGGAAUAUGUAUGACAUAAAAAAUGGUGACGGGAACAUGUAUGACAUAGAAGAUGCCAAGUCUUCACCAUGCAAAGAGAGAAAACACAGCUCUAGCCAAGUGUCCUCAACUACAAAUGAUGAUGAAUUGGAAGAGAUCUGUUUAUAUAAUCUGUACAGAAGUUGUGGCUUUAAAGACAAGUGUAUCAGAACUCAUUUUCACUUGCCAUAUAGAUGGCAGAUCGCUGAUGGUAAUACCUGGAAGGACUUCAAGAAUAUGGAAGAAAUAGAAAAAGCAUAUUGUGACCCCAGUAAUACCAGAUUUAGUAAUGGCAUUGCUGAAAGUGGCUCUGUCUUGUCAUGUAUCGGUUUUUUGAAUAUGUGCUGUGGGUUUGCAAACGUUAGACGUCUUUCUACAGCCUCUUCUGUGACCAAACCCCCUCACUUCAUUCUUACAACAGAAUGGAUCUGGUACUGGAAAGAUGAAUAUGGCCUGUGGCAGGAGUAUGGCAAAGAAGAUGUUGAUCAUGUAGCUGCCACUGUCUCCAGUGAGGACCUGGAGAAAGCUUAUGUAGCCAAGGGUUCUCCAAAGCUGAACUUCAAAGCUGGAAGACAUGAAUAUGAACUCAAUUUUGGAGCCAUGAUUCAGAAAAACCUUCGCUACAAAACAGAGAGAGAGAUUUGCAGAAGACCUAAAUUUGUCUCUCAGACAGAGGUAGAAAAGGCAAGAGCAAGGAGCUUUAAACAUAUAGAAGCAUUUAAGGGCAUUCCAGCUCACUGGGACAAAUCUGCCAUGCCUGAAGUGGGAUUCAAGCUGAUUGAGCUUGACAGUUCUGCUGAAGAAUACAAGAAAGUCAAGGUGGACUUUCAACGCACAAUGCCCAAAACAAUUAUUAAAAGGAUUCAUAGAGUUCAGAACCCAUCCCUCUGGGAACUGUAUCAAUGGCAGAAGGAACAAAUGCAGAAGAGCAAUGGUAGAAAGACUGUGGAUGAGCGAUUUUUAUUUCAUGGGACCAGUAAAAAAUACAUUGAUGCCAUCUGUCAGCAAAACUUUGACUGGAGGAUCUGUGGCCUUCAUGGGACAGUCUACGGCAAAGGAAGCUAUUUUGCAAGGGAUGCGUCUUACUCUGACAACUACUGCAGGGAAGACUCGUACACCAAGACCAUGUUUCUGGCACGGGUGCUGGUGGGGGAGUUCACUCUUGGUAAUUCUUCUUAUGUUCGGCCUCCCUUGAAGGACAACGGAAACUUCUACGACAGUUGUGUGAAUAGCUGUUCAAACCCUUCUAUCUUUGUCGUCUUUGAGAAACAGCAGAUUUAUCCAGAGUAUCUCAUAGUAUAUACUGACCAGGUGUUGGCAAAAAUGCUAUAG